AUGUCCUCGACUCUCCGGGACAGUCUCGCCUCCGCCAUACAUGGUGCGUUUGAGGUCGCGGUGGAAAUCGCAGUUCUUGAGGUGACCAAGCUCGUCUCUGCAGCCGCUGGGGACGUGUGUGACAAGAUGCGACAGGAAAACCAGACGCUGAAAGAAGAGUUACAGAAAGCACAGUCUAUUAUACAGUCUGUCUUUGCGAGCAGUGGAAAUCUGCCAUCUAAAAGUCCUCACUACGAAAGUAAUAGGACAGACACCGGAAUAUACCCUGGUGUGAAAGUGGAAAGCGAUGCUGACCAGGCCUGCAUGGAUGCACCUCACCUGGUCAAGAUCAAGCUGGAGAAGUCAGAAGAUGAAUCAAACGCUUCAAACAACAUGGUCGAUUCCAUUAAAGAGGAAGCUGUUUCUAAAAUGCUGGAAGAGUGGACACCAGCGGGAUCUCACUUUGAAUCUGAUGAGCAAAAUGCAAUCCUCUCAGCUCAAGGUCACCCUUCAAAUAUGGAGUCUUCCUCUGUCAAUGUGUCACAUCUCCCUGUUCAUGUGACUGAUCAAGAACACCAGCCCCUUCGGUUUCACGAAGGACCUGUUCUUCAUAAUCAGGAAACAGCCAAAUCCUGCCUGAGGGAACAAAAUGCAAGGCUCAGACCCCUCACAAGGCCCCCCGGAGCGGGGAGAACUGGUCCACUCACUGUCCAAAGAAACAACAGGUUCUCAGGACGUCUCUGA
Messenger RNA from Knipowitschia caucasica, 723 nucleotides. Lineage: Eukaryota; Metazoa; Chordata; Actinopteri; Gobiiformes; Gobiidae. The record is from the annotation of a GenBank genome assembly.